Molecule: messenger RNA, 591 nt
Organism: Arthroderma uncinatum
Lineage: Eukaryota; Fungi; Ascomycota; Eurotiomycetes; Onygenales; Arthrodermataceae
Exons: 1
Coding region: 1-591 (196 amino acids)
Source: RefSeq, a predicted model, not a curated record
AUGGCACAUAUUUCACAAGCUAAUUCAAGAUAUCCUAUACAGCGCGCAUUAGAGUAUAUCACAGAACCAUCAUUAAUCCCAACUUUCCCCGAUGAAAUCCUUUAUGUUCUCGCCGCAUCGUCGAAGCAGGAUGACGGCCUUGCCAUAGCAUACUAUGUCACCGUCCAACCGCCACUCGCUUCCCAGAAGGUCCUGAAUGCGUAUUUCGCUACCUUAUGCCGGACAGGUGUUCCAGAGGCAUUUUAUUUCUUAAGACAGCAACCCGAAGAUAGCAGCCCCGCGCUCUUGGAGCAACUUAUCACCUUUGUGCUAUCUACAAAGGCAGGGGAGUUGAGGGCAAAGCGGGCAAUGGACCUAAUAAACCUACCGUUUAGCGAGGUCGAGGAGGAGUGCUUCAAUGACCUUUUAUUGCGCGGCAACGCAAAGAAUCUGCAUGGGGCUAGGGAUACGGUCAUGAUGAGGCGAGUUGCUACCGGACGCCUGGAAAACCUGGAUAGCGAGUUAGAGUCACUGGGAGGGCGCAGGCUAGAAGGCCUUAACUGGGACGACCUGAAGAGGAAUCUUAAGUCGAGCCAUUCGCUCGAAGCUUGA